Molecule: messenger RNA, 765 nt
Organism: Hydatigera taeniaeformis
Lineage: Eukaryota; Metazoa; Platyhelminthes; Cestoda; Cyclophyllidea; Taeniidae
Source: the annotation of a GenBank genome assembly
AUGAAUAUCGAGUCAAUCAUCCAAGACGCGAGAGAUAAUUUCAUUCUUGAAAACUUUCAGGAAUGUUUGAAACUUCUACAUGGAAUUUCGGUCUGCAUUAUUGUUCCUCCGGAGUUCCGGGAUCGUGUCGACUUGCUCACUUUUCAGGCCUAUAUCGCGCAGCAGAAGUAUAACGUGGUUAUAAAUGAAGUUUCAAAGUCUCAUGAACUUCCAGAAUAUCGUCUUGUUCUUCUCUUGGCCGAGCAAUUAUCUGAAGUUUAUUCCAAGGACGAAGUUGUUGAUAAACUUAACGCAAUUUUGAUGGAGGACAUUCCUGCCAAGGAUGCGACUGCUCUCACUAUUGGAGCAACUAUUUUCAUGAAUCUAGACAUGCCCGAGAAGGCUCUUAAGCUUCUUCAUCAAAGUUCUGACCUUGUAUGUGAUGCAAUGUCUGUCCAUUGCCUUCUCAUGAUGAACCGGGUCGAUUUAGCGGCCAAAGUAGUUCUUAGAAUGCAGACCAAAAAUGAGGACUCUAUGGUUAGCCAGUUAGCUUCCGCCGAAUUAUGCUUGGUUCAGGGAGGAGAGAAGGUAGCAGAAGCGCUGAACAUCUACCAGGAGUUGCAGGAGAAGAACAAGCCCUCCACGCUUUUGUUGAAUGGUCAGGCUAUUGCUCUCAUCGCCUUAGGACGGCACACCGAGGCUGAGCCUCUUCUUCGUCAGGCUCUUGAUAUUGUCGGUUUGCCCAGUCAUCGGCUUUUGCAUCCACUGCACCUUUUUAAUUGUUGA